Messenger RNA from Bombyx mori (domestic silkworm), 1293 nucleotides. RefSeq names its product testis-specific serine/threonine-protein kinase 6-like. Gene Ontology annotation, cellular component: cytoplasm. The record is from RefSeq and is a predicted model, not a curated record. The transcript is spliced from 6 exons. Bases 161 to 1243 code for a protein of 360 amino acids. Lineage: Eukaryota; Metazoa; Arthropoda; Insecta; Lepidoptera; Bombycidae. Gene Ontology annotation, biological process: protein phosphorylation; intracellular signal transduction. Gene Ontology annotation, molecular function: ATP binding; protein serine/threonine kinase activity.
ACGUGAGGAGAAAAAUAAGUUACAUAAAACUGUGGAAACUGUUGAAUUACCAGGAUCCAGCAAGACAGAGCACAAAGUUUGUUUACCAGACUCUCUUGUAGAAAAUAAUUUAGACGGUGCAGCUUCGACGUCUUCUUAUAACAACAUGACCUAAGAAAAAAUGGGGGGCGGCGAUAAGAUAGACCUUAGCACAACACAAUCGGACAUAGCCGUUUUACAGGAAAAGGGAUUCAUACUAGAAAAAGUUAUCGGAGAAGGUUCUUACGCUAAGGUUUACAAAGCCACUCAUAUGGUAGACGAGACCCGGCAUUCAAUAAUGGCCUGUAAAGUCAUCGACACAGCUAAGGCGCCCAGGGACUAUCUCACAAAGUUCUUGCCUCGCGAGCUAGAUGUUCUGAUACGCAUCAACCACCCUCACAUCGUGCACGUGUCCAACAUAUUUCAACGUCGCGCUAAAUACUUUAUUUUUUUACGAUUUGCUGAAAACGGCGAUCUGUUGGACUUUCUCACUCAAAACGGGGCAAUACCGGAAAAUCAAAGCAGACUGUGGAUGCGGCAAAUCAUAUCCGGCCUUCAAUACAUUCACACAAUGAACAUAGCUCACAGAGAUCUAAAAUGCGAAAACGUUUUGGUCACGGCCAAUUAUAAUGUUAAAAUAACUGAUUUUGGAUUUGCACGUAAUGUGCGUCAACGAGAUAGAGACGUUCUAAGCGAGACGUACUGUGGUUCUCUUUCGUACGCCGCUCCCGAAGUACUAAAGGGGGUGCCUUACAUGCCUAAACUGGCCGAUAUGUGGUCGAUCGGCGUUAUACUAUACACCAUGCUCAACAAAGCUUUACCUUUCAACGAAACGUCCGUCAAAAAGCUGUACGAAAAACAGGUAAUGCGCAAGUGGCGGUUCCGUACGACCGUUGUUAAUCAGUUAUCUACGGAAUGUAAAGAGCAGGUGACGCAGUUGAUGGAACCCGAGCCUAAAUCUCGACCCACGGCAAGCGCUGUGUUCAACGGAACUUGGAUAGGCAUGGACUCGAGGCUUGCCAAACUAACAUUUUUGGAGGAAUCCCUAUUAAAGCAAGCCCACGAAGAAUCGCAAAAAAGAGAUAAUAGUACAGAGGAAGAUAGUGAAGUGGAAAGGAUAGCCGAACUGCGUCGCAAAGGACGCGGUAAAGAGGGCUUGAAAGUAUUGAAAAACGUUGACGCCAAUUACGCUAAAUCUCUAUAUUUAUUCGAAAAUAAGGAUUGAAAAUAAUGAAAAUCAGGUUUUGUGUUCAUCCAUUAUUUAUUUUUAACUUU